This is a messenger RNA of Parasteatoda tepidariorum (common house spider), 1726 nucleotides long. NCBI's taxonomy places the organism in Eukaryota, Metazoa, Arthropoda, Arachnida, Araneae, Theridiidae. The record is from RefSeq and is a predicted model, not a curated record.
AUGGAUACACGUGUUGCGCAUUGGAAAGGAUGUGAGUUCUGGAAUGCGAAUAUUCCUACGCGGAGACCUAAUUUAAAAAAGGAUGCGAUUCCUUCUGUAAAUCUGCCGCCUUCUACUGUAAUUAACACCUAUGUUGAAAGAGCGAAGAAGAUUGCCAUAGAGCGUGCUAGGCGCCGAAAAGCUCUUGAACUGAAGAAACAAGCUGCUCCCCUUGUUGAGACUCCCCUUGUUGAGGCUCCUUCACUUCCCGAGGAAGAAUGUCAACUGGAAGGAGAGGCUGACAGUGGCUUGCUGCCUGAUAUACCACCUUUGAAGUUGGAUAAAAGUGUACAAAUAUAUAGUGGAGAUUUGGCUUCUCCUAUUUUAGUCAAUGUUGCAAGUUUCACGGAGAAACAAUUAAAUACUGCUACUGGUUUAACGUCAUUCCAACUGCUUUAUCAGAUUGUUGCUGAUGUGGGGCCUCGUUUAACUAAAAGGAAGAUUGAUGCCACACAUCAGAUAGUUUUAACUUUUCAAAUCAUCAAGCAGAAUCAGUCCUACAGCUAUGCUGCUAUUCUGUUUGGUUGUACACCGAAUUUGGUUAAAAUUAUUUUUAAGGAGGUUAUCACUGCUUUGGCUGAUCACUUUCAGAAUUUCAUAUUUUGGCCAACUAAAGAACAUGUAUUGGAGAACAUGCCAAACUGUUUUAAACAUUUUCAAAAUGUACGUGUAGUGUUUGAUUGCACUGAGAUUGUUGUUGAUAAACCAAGCUGUCUUAAUUGUAGAGUUAGGACUUAUUCAAAUUAUUGUUCGGACCACACAGUUAAGCUUCUGGUUGGCUGUUCACCAGGAGGCGUAAUCUGCUUUGUUAGCCAGGCUUAUGGUGGGCGAACCAGCGACAGUUGCAUCAUUCGCCAAAGCAACGUGCUUCACAUGUUAGAGCCCCUGGUGGAUGCUGUGAUGGUGGAUAAAGGUUUUAAAAUUGAAGACGUAUGCAAAGAGAAUCAUAUAACUCUUUUUAGGCCCCCGUUUUUGAAGCAAAAGACUCAGCUUGCAGAAAAUCAAGUUUCAAUGACUAAAGUGAUUGCUUCCGCUAGAGUUCACAUUGAACGGCUGAACCAAAGGUUGAAGAUUUUCAAGUUGUUGAAAGGUCCGCUUCCGUGGCACAUGAUGGACGUCAUCGACGAUAUCCUGAUAACGAUAUGUGGGUUGGUAAACAUUACUAAUCCUAUACUAAGUGAUGAUAAGUACAUGUAGUUUAAAUUGGCGGUUUGAAAGUAUUUUACGGGUGCAUCUCUGUGUUUGGAAGAAGAUCUGCGGCAAAUUUUCAUCUACAAGUUUAGCCUCCUAUGAACACUUGCAUAAUUAAUGUUUUAUUUGAGUUGUUACCUCUUAUUUUAAAUGUAUUUUUUUUUUAUACCUUCAGACUGCAUUAUUACAUUCUCCUCUCUAGUGACUAUUCUGUAUUAGAACAUUUUAUUUGUAGUUUACAAUUACCUCUUCAUUUUGAAACAAUAUUUGUAAUUCUUUAACCUCCAUGUUAUGUGAUAGGGCCGUAAAUUUUAUUUUAUCCUUGAGUUAAGUAUCCCAAGGUAUUCAGGUUAGAAUGAUCAUGGUAUUCAUAUUUGAUGUUUGGUUUUGUAUUCUGGAGUGUUUUUAUUUUAUUAAUUUUAAUAUCCUGCUAUCAUGGUUAUGUAUUGUAAAAAAUCAUGUUUAAGUCUGUAAAAAUCAUGUAUAAGUCUAUUGU